GGGAGAAUCCAGCAUGUGUCAGCUCCACACUCCUCAUUGUCCUCUGCAGCUCAGCCAUUGGCUACUGACUGUGAGAAACUCCAACCAGCCCAAGACCCACACAUUCAUAUGGAGAUUUGGGAGUAUAAAUAGAGGAGAUGAAGCCAGUGCUGAUCAGAUUCACUCUACACAGAGAGAACUACUACAGCUACAGCUAUGGCUUCUACAAUCACUUCCACAGCAGAUUACCCAAAGGAACACCUGAGUCUAAACCACAAGCAGAGAAAGCCAGCUGUCGAGAAGAUGCACAGAGAUCGCAUCAACAACUGCAUCGAGGAGCUCAAAGCUCUCCUGGGUUCACAGCUCCUCAACUUGCAGCCUGACUCCAAGCUGGAGAAAGCCGACAUCCUGAAGAUAAUUGUUUGCCUCCUGAGACAGCGUCUUCAGACAGAAAGAACUUCACUCUCCUCUGAUGCUGGCAGUCAGGGUUUCUCCAAGUGUGCUCAAGAAGUCCUUCACUUCCUGUCCAGGGACUCAGGGAAAACACAGACCCAUGGAAUGUUGCUGACCCAGUUCCAGACCCUGCAACCACCCAGUAAUGACUACAGGAGGGAGAGUGCCCAGUGCCAGCUGGGCUCUCCUGUCCAGCAUGUCCAGAGAAAAGACAAGAGUCCAGCCAGGAGCGCCCCCUGGAGGCCUUGGUAGAACACAACACAGAUGAGACUUUCACGUGAUCAAAUUGGUCAGAGAUGAAAACUCAAGGACAUUUCAAAGCGUUCAAACCUGCAAAUGCAGGGGAUUUAUCUUCUUUACAUCAAAGAAUGUAUUUAAUUCUAAAUUGCAAUUUUUUGCAAGGUAUUUGUCUUCUGUGAAGACAUAUACACAAUUCUUUAUAAAUUGUGAAUAUACUGGUUUAAUGGUAAAACAUCUUUAAUGGAUAUCCGUUAUGAUAUGAGAUCAAUUCAAAUUUUUAUUGAAAUGUAAUGACUUUAUGAUUCUUUUGAAAGAAAUGGAAAGUCUGCAAGUUAUAACAACAAAAUGUCUUUUGAGAAGACAGUUUAAAUAUAAUGUCAACAAUGCUGACAUUAUUUUCAUGGUGAAUAUGAGUCCAGCCAGGAGCCCACCAUGGAGGCGCUGGUGGAAAACUACUCAGAAGAGACUUUUACAAUUACAUGAUCACAUUGGUCAGAGUUGGAAAACUGAGGACAUUUCACAUUAUUCAAGCCUGCGAAAACAGGGGUUGGGACGUCUUUUGGAAGAAAACAUAUGUUGCUAACUUUUCCAGCAUGUCUUCAAUGAAUGAAAAUUGUGAAAUUAUUUGUUACAAAUUGAAACUUCUAUAAUGGAUUUCUAUUGUUCAACAAGAUCAGGUCAACUGAAUAUAAAAA
Clupea harengus (Atlantic herring) is the source of this 1367-nucleotide messenger RNA. Its product is annotated as transcription factor HES-5-like. Bases 196 to 684 code for a protein of 162 amino acids. The record is from RefSeq and is a predicted model, not a curated record. NCBI's taxonomy places the organism in Eukaryota, Metazoa, Chordata, Actinopteri, Clupeiformes, Clupeidae. The transcript has 2 exons.